AUGUAUCUUUUAUGGCUUUAUUUAUUCAGUUUUAUUGUUUUUAACUUGUGUGUAUGUAUUAAAUUGAAUAAAAUCCCCGUUGGAAGCGACCCGGACGGCCACGCUAUCAACUCGAGAAACAACUAUCUAAAGGGUUACGCUGGACUUGGGUUUGACUUAAUCGUUGGGAAUCCUUUUAAUAAUUUCAAUGAUUUGAACACUUUCGGUUUGCGAUCCUCCAUAAUUGCUCAGCCUGUUGUGAGAAUCGAUGAGUUCGACAACAUUUUUGUUGAAGGCAACAAACGAGUCUGGUACAGGAGCGUCGUUAAUUGCUAUCAGGAUUUCGAGCCUCAUUUAAUUGACAAUGAGAGUGACUUGGUAAAGGACCUUUUUAACGACUUCUCUCUCGACAGUCCCUUCAGUGAGGAACUUUGGCAGCGCAAUGCCAGAGGCUUAGACGUUAAGAACUUCGUUAACAGCGACAGCAAGUUAAAAAUUCUAAAGUCCUACUGCAGCCUAUAUGAGACUGGACUAAUCCUGCCGUACAACGGGUCACUCUCCAAAGACUUUCGUGAAGGCGUUAAAAAGUUGCCAGACUCCGUUGAGCGCGCUUCUGACUGCCCUCUAGACCUCUUCAUUACAGAGCCAAAAACUGACAAGUGUAAAAAUAUCAGAGCCUGGAUCAACUUCUUCAAAGUUUACGGAACUCAUGUUACUACAUACGUACUGAUCGGUGGCAAGUUUAUAAACAUGGAUAGCGCCGUCAACAUUAAAUUGAACGAGAAAGUUGACAAGAGCACUUCCGAAAACGCCACCCAAACCACUGACAUAUUCCAGCGGAAGGUGAAGGCGAGUAAGCUGAAGAAGAACAUGUGGAUAAUUGGCGGCUACUUCGUGGAAGGCCUUGAAAGAAUCAACUCUGCAUCCUUUGCCACGUGGGUCAGAACAAUACGAAAUAGAGCCAUGCCGAUUAAGGCAAAAUUUUCGGCACUAUCUAUUUUCUUUCCAGAAAAACAGCAGGCCUAUUUGAGUUCGUUAAAAUAUUACUCCGAAUUGAUGGGAAUCGAUAGGCCAACAUGA
Messenger RNA from Theileria orientalis strain Shintoku, 1059 nucleotides. RefSeq lists its product as uncharacterized. Lineage: Eukaryota; Apicomplexa; Aconoidasida; Piroplasmida; Theileriidae. The transcript is spliced from 5 exons. The coding region runs from base 1 to 1059 and encodes 352 amino acids. The record is from RefSeq and is a predicted model, not a curated record.